This is a messenger RNA of Ceratotherium simum simum (southern white rhinoceros), 2926 nucleotides long. RefSeq names its product FA core complex associated protein 100 (gene FAAP100). The record is from RefSeq and is a predicted model, not a curated record. Gene Ontology annotation, biological process: interstrand cross-link repair. Lineage: Eukaryota; Metazoa; Chordata; Mammalia; Perissodactyla; Rhinocerotidae. Gene Ontology annotation, cellular component: nucleoplasm; Fanconi anaemia nuclear complex.
GCCCGUCUUGCGCUCCCUGAGCCGCGGGCGCGCACGAUGGUCGGCCUCACGCCGCGUGUCGACUACCUGGCGGGCUUCUGCUGCCCGCUCGGGGGCCUGGCGGCGGGCAAACCCCGCAUGCUGUGCCUCGGGGCGGAAAUCUUCCUGUCCACCGGGAGCGAGCUGGUUUAUGUCUACGACCGGGAGCGGGGGCUGCUGACCGCAGUGUACAAGUUUCCGGGUCAAGUGUGGCACCUGGAGCUCCUGGCCCUUCGCAGGGCGCUUUAUGUCCUGUGCGCCCGCAGGGGCAUCUACUGCUUGUCGUUGGACCAGGCGAGUAGGUCUGUGAGCCAGGAUGAUGGAGAUGACAAGGAUGAUGGGGAUGACGGGGACAGUGAGGACAGUCAGGAUGGUGAGCCGCCUUCCUCUGUGAUCCCCGUGGAUCCAGACGCCUGUGUCCUCCCUGAUGCCACACUGUGCACUUUCACUGUGCUCGACGACGUGCUCAUCACCCUGGCGCAGGGCCCCACCCAGUGGAAGAUGCAGCUGUUUAAGUGUCCCUGUCCAGGGGAGGACCCCAGGCCCAGAGGCCAGAUCGGUGAGGUGGAGUUAUCCACCUGCAUCCCCCCAGCUGGGAGCCCCAGGGAGCCCACAGCCCCCCAUUUCCUCCCAGUACUGUGCUGUGUGUCACCGCAGGGCUCCAGAGUCCUACACAGCCACCUGCGGGGAUCCGGGGGCUUCACGCUGGAGGAGACCCUCUUUGGGCUACUCUUUGGAGCUGACGCCUCCCUCCUGGAGUCACCCGUUAUCCUCUGCGGUCUCCCCGAUGGCCACCUUUGCUGUGUGGUCCUGAAGACCCUAGUCACCUCCAGGUUGGCCCCUGGUGACCCGAAGGCCCUUGUCAAGAUCCUCCAUCACCUGGAGGAGCCUGUUGUCUUCAUUGGGGCCUUGAGGACAGAGCUGCUGGCUGAGGACGUGGAGGAGUCACACUCUGACUGCCUGGUGGCACUUGGUCACCAUGGCCGGACACUGGUCAUGAAGGCCAGCUGGGAUGAGGCUGGAAAUCUGGUGCCAGUGCUGCGGGAAUACUGCCUCCCGGGGCCUGUGCUCUGUGCAGCCUGUGGCAGGGGCAGCUGCAUGUACCACAGCACCCCCUCAGACCUCUGUGUGGUGGACCUGGCUUGGAGAGGCACUCCCUGGGACCCCACACAGCCGGAUGGCAGCCCAGGAGGCCUGCCCUCUCUGCUGUGUCCAACCACCUUGAAUGUAUGCAGCGUUGUCACCCUGUCUGUGUCACCUAGGGCACCUGAAGGUGGCGCUGAGCUCUUGGCCUUGUCUGCCAAAGGCCGCCUGAUGACCUGCAGGCUAGACCUGAACUCUGAGACGCCUUGCCCCACCAGAGUGACUGCAGCAAACACUGGCCAAAAAAUCAAGGAAUUUCUCUCUGGAAUUUUCACCGUCUCUGAGAGAGUGUCUUCUCUGAAGAAGGCUGUUGACCAGCGCAACAAGGCCCUGACGUGCCUCAAUGAAGCCAUGAACGUGAGCUGCGCCCUGCUGUCAACUGAGGAGGGCCCCAGGCCCAUCUCCUGCACCACCACCACGUCCUGGAGCCGCCUGCAGCUGCAGGACAUGCUGACAGCCACCUGCCUGCUGGAGAACAGCAGUGACUUCAGCCUGGACCAGGGCUGGGCCUUGUGCGUCCAGGUGCUCACCAGCUCCCGUGCCUCAGAGUUGGACUUGGCCAGCUCGGCGGUCACUUACACCAUCCCCGUGGACCGACUCGGCCCUGGCAGUCGGUGGGAGGUGACACUGCCCCUGGGCCCUGGCGAGGACGGCGUGCUCGAUCUGCCCGUGACUGUGUCGUGCACACUCUUCUACAGCCUCAGGGAGGUCGUGGGCGGGGCCCUCAUCCCCUCAGACUCUUUCAACGACCCCUCUUUGGAUGAGCACUCUCUUGAUGUCCUGCCUGAGCAGGAGGGCAUCUGCUUGCCCCUGAGCAAGCACACGGUGGACAUGUUGCAGUGCCUGCGCUUCCCCAGCCUGGCCACACCCCACAUGCAGGCCCCUGGCCCACUCAGCCCUGCCAGCGACCCCGUAGACACCUUCCUGGGAGCUUGCCUUGGGCCAGGCAGCGAGCUGGCAGGACCUGCGUCUCUGCAGGCCAAGUACCUGCCUCCGUCGGUGGCCGCCAUCAAGAUGUCAGUGGAGCUGCUGAGGGCCACCCUGGGGGACAGUCACUCAGGUGUGUCCCUGUGCUGUGCCACCCUGCAGUGGCUCCUGGCCGAGAAUGCUGCUGUGGACAUCCUGAGGGCCCGAGCACUGUCCUCUGUACAGGGAGUGGCCCCAGAUGGCACUGACGUCCACCUCAUUGUCCGUGAGGUGGUGGUGACUGACCUGUGCCUGGCAGGGCCCAUCCAGGCCAUGGAGAUCCAGGUGGAGAGCUCCUCUCUGGCCAACAUGUGCAGGGCUCACCACGCUGUCAUCGGGCGUAUGCAGAGGAUGGUCAUGGAGCAGGCUGCCCAGGGCUCCAGCCCGCCUGACCUCCGUGUGCAGUGUCUCCGCCAGAUCCAGGCCAACCACGAGAUGCUGCUGCGGGAGGUGCAUACCCUGCGUGACCGGCUGUGCAUGGAGGACGAAGCCCGCUCCCGCACCACCGCUGAGAGGCUCCUGCAGGUGUACAGGCAGCUUCGCAGCCCCAGCCUCCUCCUGCUGUGACGCAGCUGCCCAUGGCCUCCGCAUGCAACCUGGUCACUGCUGGGCAGUCUCCCACCCAGAGCAUUGGGCUGGAUCAGCGACAUCCCCUCCGCUUGGAAGUCAGGCCCAGGAUACAGAGUCUGGACCCCACAGCAGGAGCAUCAUUGCCCGAGCGGCCUGCAGAGGCCAUGCGGAAACAGGGUUUCUGGGGCUGGGGCCUGGGGCCGGUUUGUAUGUGUUCCCACCUCUCCAC